AUGAGUGAAAUUCAUUCUUUUGGCGUAGAGCCAAUCACCAGUCACGCAUUCAAUGCAUCGAAAGACAAAUUGGCCAUCUCGCCUAAUAAUAAUGAGGUGCACAUUUACCAUAAACAAAAUGGCAAGUGGUCGCUCAACUCUACGCUCAGUCAACAUGACCUACGUGUGACCAGCAUAGAUUGGGCGAAGAAUACAAAUCGUAUUGUCACCUGCUCAGCGGAUCGAAAUGCCUACGUCUGGUCGUUAAUAGACGGGACAUGGAAGCCGACGCUUGUACUGCUGCGCAUCAAUCGAGCCGCCACCUGUGUACGCUGGUCUCCGAGGGAGGACAAGUUUGCCGUGGGUUGUGGCGCGAAGCUCAUCUCGGUGUGUUACUUUGAGGAGCAGAAUGACUGGUGGGUGAGCAAGCACGUGAAGAAGCCAAUCCGCUCAACGGUGACCAGCAUUGACUGGCACCCAAAUAACAUUCUCCUCGCCUGCGGCUCAACGGACUUUCGAGCUCGCAUCUUCAGCGCCUACAUCAAAGAGGUGGACAAGAAGAACAAGGAGGAGGGCAACACUUCGUGGGGCGGCAAAAUUGAAACUUCCGGCUCGUUGAUUGCCGAAUUUCCCUCUUCUCAGGGCGGAGGUGGAUGGGUUCACAGUGUUGCCUUCUCUCCUGACGGAACCCGACUGGCUUGGGUGUCGCACGAUUCCAGUAUUUCCAUAGUCGACUCGAGAAAGAGCAUGCACCCAAUCAAUGUACGGACCAGGUUUCUGCCCUUUUUGUCCUGCAUUUGGUCGUCCAACAAUCUCGUUAUUGCUGCGGGCCAUGACUGUUGUCCAAUGUUAUAUUACUACGAUGACUAUAGCGGCGAAAUUCGGUUUAUUGAUAAAGUUGACAAGUCACAAAAGAAAGAAACGGACGGAUUUAGUGCUAUGCGAAAGUUCCGUGAUUUGGACAAGCGAGCUAUUGUGGAGAGCACAGUUUCAAACACUGCGCUGGACACGAUUCACCAAAACACCAUCUCGGAGAUUAGAUUGUUUGAUCAGAAACAGGCAAAGGCAGACAAGAUUACUUCAGUCGGCGUAGAUGGCCAAAUGGUGAUCUGGGAUUUGAAGCUUGUCAUACGGAUCAUGGAGGCUGAUUUAGUUUACAGUGAUCUCGAUGAGGACUCUUUCCAAGCCAUAUUGGUCGUCAGUGCCAGUGCUGAGCUCACUUCUGAUGAGUGGCUGAAGCAAAUCUUCGACAACACUCCACUGAAAAGGUCGGUGAAGGUGCUGAAGUUUGAUGUGGAGCCGUUCUGUAGCAGUCUGCAGUGCAAUAGCACCGAGCUGGAGAACAAGUACUACACCACCCAGAUCUAUCUAGUCUCGCUGGAGGAUGUAGUGAACUUUCCGGAGGCUUUCUACGACUUCUUCCACGGUGUGCUUCUCUACUUUGACAACAACGAGGCGAAUGGCCUGAAGGAUGUGGACAAGUGGGUUGACUACAUUGACAUGAUGGAAAACUGCACCAUCAAGAUUCUCGCCUGUGAUUCGGCCACGCCAACUAAUCUCAUCUCUCGAAUUAACGUUCACUCGUACUGUAUCGAGAAAGGUUUUGAGUUGGUGGAGUUGCACCCUGCAGUGGAACCGCCUCAUGAGGACGACUUGGAGGAUGACUUUAAAGAGUCCAAUAGCUUUGAGCGAAUUUACCAAGCAAUUCAAGCCUACGUAUGGCCCAAUUUGAACUACAAGCAAAAAGGUACCGACGUGUCAGAGUACAUCUCUCGAACCAAUGAUGCCAUGAUCAAGAAGUUUGGUCACAUCAACUUUGAGGAGUUGCCGCCUACUGAUGAGAACUCCCCCCAACCAAAGCGAAAGUCUGAAGAAGAUGCGAGCAAAUCAUCCGAUACGGCUACUGAAGCUGUCACCGAGCAGCAGGCAGAGUCCUUUGAGAGCCUUUUUGGACGGUUCUCUGAGAUUAAAGAAACAGCCUCCAAGUUGAAAGAUGACGAGCGUAAGCGGUACGCCGAGGAGGUGGCUAUGGCCUUCCUGGCAUCUGUCAGCGAUGACAAGGACGAGCUGUCUGGUUUCUCCAGUGAAGAAGAAGCCGAACCAAACCACGUCUACAUUUAA
Messenger RNA from Rhagoletis zephyria (snowberry fruit fly), 2100 nucleotides. The record is from RefSeq and is a predicted model, not a curated record. Lineage: Eukaryota; Metazoa; Arthropoda; Insecta; Diptera; Tephritidae.